AAGAAACAUUUAUAGCUUUAAUCAUAUUUAUAGAAAAGAAAGAAAUAAGUGUCAUACACUAUUUCAAUUUGAUACACAAUAGUCAACAAGGAAAAAAAAAAGAACAGGAAAGAUUUAAGAAUAAAAACAAUGGAAGGAGGAGGAGGAGGAAGAAGAGUAGUAGUCAAUAAUUACGAUCUACACCAAGUAACAUCGUCGACGACGACGAUUCAAGAGAAUAUGAACUUCCUCAUUCCUUUUGAAGAAACCAAUGUGUUAACCUUUUUCUCUUCUUCUUCUACUUCAUCUUCUCUCUCUUCUCCUUCUUUCCCCAUUCACAACCCUUCCUCUAGUACUACUACUCAUACACCUCUAGGGUUUUCUAAUAAUCUUCAGGGUGGAGGACCCUUGGGAUCAAAGGUGGUUAAUGAUGACCAGGAGAAUUUUAGGGGAGGAACUAACAAUGAUGCUCAUUCUAAUUCUUGGUAAUUUAUCUCAUUAGAUUCGAAGAUGAAUCCUUUUUUCUACUUUUUUUUUCUUCGCCGUGAAUCCUUCUUCGUUUUUUUCAUCAAUAACUAAUCAAUAAAGUUAUGAAUUUAUAUUUCCUUUUUUUUUUUCCUGCAAUUUGUUGAGUUUCAAUAGAGUUAUAAACUCUCUAUAUACACAAAGACAUGACAUAUUUAGAUUAAACCUUCUUAA
Molecule: messenger RNA, 678 nt
Organism: Camelina sativa (false flax)
Lineage: Eukaryota; Viridiplantae; Streptophyta; Magnoliopsida; Brassicales; Brassicaceae
Source: RefSeq, a predicted model, not a curated record